Molecule: messenger RNA, 927 nt
Organism: Colletotrichum truncatum
Lineage: Eukaryota; Fungi; Ascomycota; Sordariomycetes; Glomerellales; Glomerellaceae
Source: RefSeq, a predicted model, not a curated record
AUGAAUGAGGCUAACGUCCUACCAAAGAGUCUCUCCUGCUCCCAGCAGGUAUCGCUCGGUAUUGGAGAUCUCUUCUCGGUAAAGAACAGGGUCGUCGUCGUCACGGGAGGUGGCUCGGGUCUCGGCAAGCUCAUAGCCCAGGGCUUUGCACUCAACGGCUCACGCGUCUAUAUCGUCGGCCGACGUCUUGAAGUUCUUCAAAAUGCUGCCAGCGAGAUUGGUGGCGAUGUUCAUGUGCUUCAAGGAGACGUGGCGACCAAGGCGGGUUGCGAGAAAGUAGCCGAGCAGAUCAAGGCUCGCGAAUCCCGCGUCGAAACUCUCGUCAAUUGCGCGGGGUUGAUGACCCUUUGGAAACUCUAUGCCAAAGACCGGAACGAUGCUGAUGAGGUGGAGAAAAUGUUACUCGGAGGUAUCGAUGAUGAAGAUUUUGAUCAAUCCAACCGCGUCCAUGUUAGCGGAGUCUACUUCAUGACGACAUGUCUGAUUCCGUUGCUGCGCAAAGCCGCCGAUCCAAACGUCUUGGUCAUCUCGUCUCUCGCUGCCUUGACAAACCAGGGGUUUGUGACAUCAGUAGCUUAUGGUCUCUCAAAAGCUACCGAAAGCAAGCUUGCCUUGCUGCUUUCGUCAAUCCUUCGUCCGAUGAAGAUCCGAGUGAACACAGUUUGCCCCGGCAUAUUUCCUUCAGAGAUGACGAGGGUGCAAGUAGACGCGACCCAAGCACCACCCGUCGCCGCCGUCACAGACACGGUUGGCUGGGGACUGCAUCCUGUAGCUCAGGAGACGACGGGACGAUCAACCGCCGGUCGCCCAGGCCGCCCUGAGGAGAUUGUGGGGCCGGUUUUAAUGCUCUCAAGUGCGGCGGGUGCCUACAUGAACGGCGCCAUGCUCGUUAUCGACGGCGGCCUUCUUGUGAAUGCCUUGAGCUAG